AUAAAAAGGUAAGAAAGAGAUGGUUCUUUAAAGACCUGACAGACUGAAUGCUGCUUUGUGGAACCAAAAAUCAUUCUUCUAUCUAUGGCAUCGCUUUGAAGCACCUUUAUUUUUAAGAGUGUUAGGCAAUACAGUAUAUGUGCCAUAAUCCAUCAUUCAUGCUAUAGUAACAUGGGAGAAGAAAACAACUGAAUUUAUGUCGAUGAAAACCUUCUUUAAUAAGAUACGGUGCACAUCAUGAAAUUGAGUUAUGACAUAUUUGAGAUUUUUAUGUCCAACAACCAGUGGCAUAUUUGAUCUUUGUAAAUAGGCUAAUGAAUUUCAGUCUGUUACUCACAUAAAGCUCACACUUACAAAAAUAGGCCCACUGAGUUUUAGGAAAUAAACCAUUAAGUCUGUGAAAAAAAUUCCUCGUAAUAAUAAGAGUAUCAACAUAUGUGUAGGCAAGUCAGAGAUGUAAUGUACAGUACACACACACACAGCUUAUUUGCUGUUUACAGUACAGUGUCUGUACAGAAGCAUUAGCCUGUGCCUUCAGUAUGUUGACUAUACCUUUAAAAUCAAGGGACUUGAUGAAACACAGUUUAAAUACAUCUGAAGGAAAACCACAUUUUCUCUUUCUAUCAUACAUCAAUGUUCUUGUUUUCUUCGCUUGUUGCUGCUUUACCAAGCAAGCUGUUAUCUCAGAUUUCGGUCUAAACGAUUCAGUGAGUGAGUGGUCUAAAUGAUUCGGCUGAAAGCAUUUUACAGUGUUUUGCCUUUAAUUUACAGAUUUUUUCUUUGCAACAGAAAUUGCAUUCACCUGAGGAUGUAACAGCAACAGUGGGCCAGUCAAGCAGUUUUUGUUAAGAGCAUAACCAGGCGGUACAUUGCCAAAACACAAAUACUGGCAUUAUUAUGAAUUGUGUUAUAGACAGUGAAAGGGUAACGCAUUCUAAGUAAUCAUGAGUUAUGUAAUCAGAUUACUUUUUUUUUGUAAAGUGACAUUACUUAUUAAUUUAUGAAUAAAUGAGUAACGACUUUGUUUCCCAUUUAAAGAAUGCCAGCUUUCCUGUCCCCAUGUUGAGAGAAAUCAUGAGUGAGGUGCAGAGACAUUGUGUGCGCUGUCUAAACAUGAUGGGUAUUGUAGUUCUAGACUAGAUGUUUACAUGCAUUUACUCAUCGCACCUGCAGAAAAACAGAUUCAGUAUUACUCAAAAUGAAUAAAACCAAUGAAAUGCAAACUUGCAGUAUUUAUAUUAAAUAGCACAAAUAUCCUUUAUGUAUUUAAUCCCUUUUUAUUAACCAGUGUCUUUACUGCUGGCAUUUGAUGAUCCAUCUGAAUUACUUUAGAUAAACAUAACAAUUGUUUAAUUUUUUUAUUGCUGCAUUCUGUUCUUCAUGCAACCCAGAACAGCAGCACAGCUGAAAGGUUGAGAGCUGCACCCUCUACUGUACAGAUGUGAAUUUACAUUUCCUUCAGCCUGAGGCUUAUUCGUUUCCCUUUUGGUGUGAAAGGGCUUUUUCAUUUGCCAGAAAUAGAACUUUUUAUACUAAAAAAUGAACAAGCAAGCCCUGCCCAGAUAAGAAUAAAUAAACAUAAAUUACUUCCCGUAAAAGUUGCAACUUAUUACUUAUAAAAGUCCCCAAAACUGAUGAUAGAUAUCACAAAUAGCCUAUAUAUCUCAGAACAAGUGUUUAAAGAAGCCUUUGAAGAGUUUAAUUGUUGUAAUUGAAUGAGACACUUUCUGACAAUGAAGUCAGUGAUAGCAUCCUAAAUUCAUUGUCUGGAUUGGACUGUGCUAAUAAUCUGUCACUCAUUUACGAAAAGUAGGUCAAUGAUAACAUUCUUUCAAUGUGGUCAGAUCUAAAGUGCAGUCAUAAAAUAGAUUUGUUGUUCAACAGUGAAAUGCUAUUGAAGGUUUGCUGCGAUCUGAAAGAGUUUAGUCUCCAGUGCCACAUCACAGACCACCUUCGACCGUCUGGUGCGUAUUGAAAGCACAAUAUGACAAGCUGAUGUCAGAUCUUUGAAACGGAAUAUCAUGGGGCUGAUUACAGAAUCUGAGGUGGUGAGGGCAUCUUCAAGAUGAACAGCAACUGGAAGACCACCAAGGUGCUGGGAUUGCUGAUGUUAGCCAACGUCCUCAUCUACGUCGCGGUGGAAGUGUCCCGAAGCUAUGGGCAGAGCCGAGACAAUCGAGGGAAACUGACGCCCAAAAAGUUCUGGAAGAAGCCGGAGGUCAGUCCGGCUUACUGGAAUCGUGUGCAGAACCGUCUUGAUGACAUCUACUACCUGCCACUUGCAAAUGGCAGCGAAGCCCCUCAGGACUUUCGGGGAAUCCCACGUUGGCUGAAUCGCACGAGUCCCUGUAAGCCGGACAGCAGGGUGAAGACAGAGAUCGAAGACUUUAAGUCCCUACCGCAGCGAUUCCAGGACUUCUUGUUGUAUAUGGGAUGUAGGUCGUACCCCUUGAUAACGGACGCACCCAACGUUUGUUCUGAACCGCCGUACCUCUUGCUUGCAGUGAAGUCCAUUGCAGCACAUUUCGACCGACGGCAGGCCAUCCGGGAAUCAUGGGGCCGCGCUGGGAUCCUCGACGGCCGGCGCAUUGCGACGGUGUUCCUACUUGGCAGCAUGGUAGCGACAGACCACUUCCCGAACUUGUCGGACAUGGUCAAGCAUGAAGCAGCAUUGUACGGCGACGUCCUUCAGUGGGAUUAUCGAGACUCGUUCUUCAAUCUCACCUUAAAGGAAGUGCUCUUUUUGGAGUGGUUUUGGACUCAUUGUGGUUCUGCCAAGUAUGUGUUCAAAGGCGACGACGACGUUUUUGUCAAUACGAGGCAUAUGCUGGCUUACCUUGGCAACUUUUCUGUGUCCAAGACACAGGACCUUUUUGUUGGCGAUGUGAUCUCCAAUGCCGGACCACACCGGACCAGACACCUCAAGUAUUACAUCCCCGAGAGCGUGUUUCGAGGAGUUUACCCACCGUAUGCCGGAGGCGGAGGCUACCUGUAUUCUGGGAAUCUGGGGCUGCGGUUAAGAACGAUCUCUCGUCUGGUCACAUUGUACCCGAUAGACGACGUCUACACUGGGAUGUGUCUGAAGAGACUGGGACUAGUACCGGAGAAACACAAGGGCUUUAACACCUUUGACAUUGACGAGAAGCACAGAGAGAAUCCUUGUGCUUACAAAAGUCUGAUUCUGGUCCAUCCCAGGAGCCCACAGGACAUGAUAAAGAUCUGGUCUUGGAUUAAUGACCCAGAAGCUAAAUGUUACAUCGCACCUACAACGCAAGCGAAGGGCGGAAUGCGACGCAACAAAAGCAAAUAGAACCCAAUGACAGUAAAACUGAUGCUAACAAAAAUGUGUUCCAAGAACAUUUUGCUAACGUUCCCAUUAAGUUAUAAAAACACUAUUUCUGACUGUUCUGAACAUUAGCUGCGGUAUUGAAAUAACGAGAAAAAUAAAAUGCAGUAAAUGAUAAAACUGUUUGUGCUACAAAACAGUAGUGCAAACAGUUUUUAAAAUUAAGAUAAUACAAUAGUUUUAAUAUAAGAUUAACAUUAAGAUAAUAUAAUAAUUAAGAUAAUAAAUUAAAAUAUGGUAAAAAACAGCAGUUUGAGAUAUCAAGCAGCUCAACGAGCUGUUUUGUACAGCUCAAAACAGCUGGAAGGGAAUGACACCCAUAAAACGACAAGCCAGACCCAUAAAAUUGACAAAUGGCCGUGCCCACUCUUAUGGGAAAGAUAGUGUGAAUAAACAUUUUUUUUUCUUGCUUACGCAAUCAUUAAGGGAACAUCACACUGAAUCAAAUAUCAUAGGAAUGUUACUUUUGAAUAUUCUUUGAACAUUCUAAAACAAGUUGUAACAUUUAAAAAACAUUAGAUGGAACUUCCAGCUUAAACAUUUCAGUAAAAAAGUUCCACGAAUGAGAUAAUGUUUCUGUGCUAACAUUUUGAGAACAUCACUAAAGAUCAGAGAACUUUGAACAAAUGUUCUAUGAAUGUUACUGAAUAAAGAUUUGAGAGAACCUUGCUAGAACAUUCUGAGAACAUCCCCUGUUAGCUGGGACAUGCUUGCACACCUUCUUUCACUUUGAUGCGAUGAAUCACAAUUAUUUACUCAAAAUGAGUUAUAUACGGUGCACUAUAAUGCAUCUUGACAAAAAAUCAGGGUGCAUUUUCAUAACAGAAAGAGUGAGUCUGAUGCGUCUGUGUAUUUUUAUGUUGUUGUUUUAAUUUAUGUUUGCAUUCGUGUGUGGAAGACUAGCUGAGCUGUUUGACUUCUCUUGCAUUAAACCUCAAUAUUCUCA
Molecule: messenger RNA, 4292 nt
Organism: Cyprinus carpio (common carp)
Lineage: Eukaryota; Metazoa; Chordata; Actinopteri; Cypriniformes; Cyprinidae
Product: copper metabolism (Murr1) domain containing 1
Biological process (GO): negative regulation of protein localization to cell surface; negative regulation of sodium ion transmembrane transport; regulation of proteasomal ubiquitin-dependent protein catabolic process
Cellular component (GO): endosome
Source: RefSeq, a predicted model, not a curated record